AGCGCCGCAGUCUCGCGUCGUCUGCUACAAUCCGAGGGCGCGCGCGUUCGCGUUCGAGGGGUUGUCGCUGGAGGACGAACUUGACGGCUGCACGAGGGAAGCAUCCGCUGGACAGAGACGCACCCGGUCUGUUACUGUGGCCCGACGCGGUCGUCUCCAAGGCUACGUCUUCCUCGCCGGACAAUUCGGUGCGGUCGUCAAUGUGCGCCACUUGGCUCGAGUGCGUCGAAAACUGCACUCAUCGCGACCCGCAAGCUGCACGAGAUGCGUGCUUCGAAGGAGACAGCCAAGGGCUCGUGAGUCCAUCGUGAUUGGGCCGCGAAACGGAUCGCUGCUGCUGUUGUAGCUGCCUGUUUGCCAAAGCAAAACUUUGUAGCAUUUACGCCAGGCAAGUGACAAUUCGCUCCUGCGUUCUUCCUUCAAGCCGCCUGAUUGACUGUCCGUAUGAUUUGCCGUCUGUAGCGUCUCCCUCAUUGAGCACGUGUGCAAACUUUACCACCGAUUUAGCGUUGGCCAAUAUUCAAGUUGUGGGUGAUUGACUAGCAGCUAUUUUUCGCAGCGUUUGAACCACUAAGUGUUUGUUGCGUGUAAAAGUAGUCGCAAUAUUUCGGCUACCCUCACUGUUCAUGAGUUUGGCCGCUGAGCCAGUGAAUAUAUAAGCCAUAGACCACGAAAGGCAGCCUGUUUAAGAGCCACCUCGUUUCGUCGUAUGUGUCGUUAGCAGCAGCGACAAGAAAAUCUCCCCUUAUAAGCGUUAUUAAAGGGCUUAGCGGCGACUCACACUACGGCAACACGACUCCACGAGCCUGCUUUGUUGACAUCCGCUUCCUGCAGCUUAAUGGUCACUGACACGAGAGAACGAUCCGUGUUCCGUAAGAAACUCUAGCGCUCUCCUAGAUUGGGCAGCGUUUACCUGCGGGUGUAUCUGUAGCAGCCAUCGGGGCGCUAUCGACGGAAGUCUUCGGCUGUCUCGACAAGAGAAGUCUAUUUGAUCGCUUUGAGCUGUAGCUUUUUUCAGUCUGGAGCCCAUGUUUAUUGAGCUGGUCGUCAGGAUAGUGUCCUCAGUAAGAACUGAAAUAAGGCCACUCCGUCUUUAGCGGCCAACGCUGUUUCGGAUCGUUUGAUUCCCUCUUCGUCAAGGUCAACAUCAGAAGCCGAAUCAGACUUCAUAGUUAUCCAGAAUUCUUUAUUAGCUAAGGAAAAAAGAAGGGGCUUGUUUAUUUUAUAGCGCUGAUCGGUUUUGUUCAUUUUCGCUUAAGCCAAUGCUACAAAACAAGACAAAUUUUUAACUUUUCUCAGAACGUGCUGUACAAGGUAAAGUAAAUAUAGAGAAGCAAGUUUAAACUAAGAGUUCUCAGCGAUUUUCUUUAUUUCUCGAAAGCGCGAGCGUUAUGCGGAAAGGUGUCUUGAAUCCGAAGCACUUAAAGACCGACGCUAAAAGGACACUAAUGUUUUGCAUGACGUCUUCAACGCUCGAUCACUGAAGGAAGAAAGCAGCAGAUUAGGAGGUACGAGGGAGGUCAGUGAAGGCAGAUCAUUCUGUUCAUUCGUCGUGAGGCAUUCCACAAACGGCUUACUGCCGGCAGACAUUCGGCCGAGCACUCAGCAUAUCCGUGCGUCAUGAUCACAGACGGAGCCUCGAGCUGUCCACCUGAUCCACCAACGGCGGAAAGCUGCACAAUAGGGCAGCCGUAAGGCAACGUCCUCGAGAAUCGCCGUCUCGAGAUUCCGCGCAGUUCAAGAAACCUCAGCAGCCAAAGCGAUCCUCCGAAACCUCGAGGAGACGACUCUGCCUAGCGACCUCGUGAGAGCAUCGACAGAGGGACACCAGUCUUGGUAGUUUGCGCGUCAUGGAUCGUCGCAAGAAGCUUCCGUUGCGCUUGGGCCUGUCUUCGGCCGCCGUGCCGAGCGUGAAGGUGACGCUGCCGCCCAAGCGCGACCGGUCCCGCUCCCUGUGCGUGGACCGGCUGCCACCGCUGAUCGCGCGCAGCCCGCCGGCCGUGGCCCGGGCCGUGACCCUGGGCAGGCGAUGCUCGGCAUCCGGCACCGUUGACCGCCUUACCGUGAACAGCUGCUACGGACACGGUUCAUCAUCGACUGACCUUGCUGCAAGGAGAGGAGUUUUCAGCAGGCGCCAUUAUGGCUCCGUGGAAAUGUUGGCAUCAUGCGAUGGCGACUCGGAAAACAUCGUUCGUCGAUUUCGAGUCGAGACUGGAGAGCGAUCCGACAAGGAAGAGGCCUUUUGGACGCAGGGAAAGGAUGACGUCUGCCUGUUCGGCUCACCGAGCACGCCCGUCCUGGAGAAUCCAGAGUACCAAACUCGCUGGUACUUCAAGUACUUUCUUGGCAAACUGCACCAGAAUUACGUGGGCUGCGACUCCGAGAAGGCGUGCUUCUUUCUGUCCGUCGUGUUGUGCGACUCCAACACGCAAGGCCUGCAGCAGUACCGUGCCAUCCUCUGGAGGAAAACGGGAGCCCAAAGAAUAUGCCUAUCCCACACGCCGAACAAGCCGCUUACAGUCAAGUCAAUACUGAGCAACUUCGAGACACUGGACAGGAUCGAAAAGGGACCCAAGGAGAUCUUCACGCCUGACAUUCAAAAGGACCUGCUUUUGCUGGAAGAACAAGAGGGAUCUGUGAAUUUCAAAUUUGGCGUGCUGUAUGCUGAGGCUGGCCAAAGCACUGACGAUGAGAUGUUCAGCAACGAAGUGGGAAGUCGAGAGUUCGACCGCUUCGUUAACCUGCUUGGCGAGAAAGUUCGCCUGAAGGGCUGGGACAAGUACCGAGGAGGCCUGGAUGUCAAAGGCGACAUGACGGGCAAGCACUCUGUCUACACUAUCUACGAGGGCCAUGAAAUCAUAUUCCAUGUCUCCACACUGCUCCCCUACUCCAAGGACAACAAGCAACAGGUGGAACGAAAACGUCACAUUGGGAACGACAUUGUGAAUAUAAUCUUCUUGAACGGAAGCUACGAAGACCACUGCAACUUCAAGCCAUCCAUGAUCAAGUCUCAGUUUACUCAUAUUUUCGCAGUCGUGUCUUACAUCCGAGAAGAGGACGCUUACAGGUUGUCUCUGUUCUCGGAAGAGUCUGUGCCGCUGUUUGGGCCGUCGCUGCCAUGUCCUCCAGUGUUCCACAACCACCAGGAGUUCAGAGAGUUUGUGCUUGUUAAACUGAUCAAUGGUGAGAAGGCGGCCUUCAACACGCCAAUCUUCGCCCAGAAGCGGGAGAGGACGCUGGACAUGCUGAUCAAGGACCUCUACAACGAGCACAUGUCGGAGAGCAGGACGAACAUGCUGAACAGGCGUGCAUUCAGUGACGUGUUGCCAGAGACACCCAGAGGUUCGCGUCGCAAGGAAGAGGCCAGACAAGUGGAGUUCGUACGGAUUGGACAGGCCCUGAAGCUGGACACCAUUGUAAAAGGGGAUGCUCCCACCAGUCUCGCCACAACUAGUCUCUUCAAACGAGAACCUUGGGAACCCCAGUGCUUCUACCCAGACUUCCCUCACGAUAUCGUCUGUGGUGACUCCUGGGGUAACAACAAACUGGUUCUCGGGACCGAGUCCGGAAUCUUUCUCAUCGAGGAAGGUCUAACGCAUAGGAUGAUAUUCGACAAAACUGUACUGGUGAAGCAAGUCAGCGUGGUGGAAGCUCACGGCAUACUUCUAUUCAGAACAGACCGAGGAAGAGACAGCAGAGUACACGUAUUUAGACUCACUGACUUUGAAGGUGAAUCGGCAAACUGCCUAGUGCGCACGCGGGCCGACCUCCGGGACCACAAGCUGGAGCGAACCAAAGGGUGCCACCUGUACGCGCUGAGCCGUCCGGGUGGCUCGCAUCUGCGCAUGGCGGCGGCCGUGGGACGGCGGCUACUGGUGCUGCAGUGGCGCCAUUCGGCCGCCUGGACCACGUGGUGCGCCGCAUCGGACACAGACACCGUGGACGGCUUCCAGCUGGUGCGCGAGCUGCUCGUUCCCGAGGCGCCCGCGCUGCUCACGCUUGUCGACAGCCCCGACAACCACAUCUGCGUCGGCUACCGCCACCAGUUCGACCUGGUCAGCGAGAAGACGGGCGACGCCACCCGCCUGCACACCGUGGACGCCGCCAAGGCCCACCUCGUCGCAGCGCUCGACAUCUACGAAGACGACGAGGCCGAGCUCCUGCUCUGCUACAACCAUACAACACACUUCCAGAAGUUGAAUGAUGAGAACACAACGGAAUUCGACUUCCAAUGGAACGCUGUGCCUGACAACAUUGUGUGUGUGUUUCCUUACAUCAUGGCCUUCACGUAUGAGAGCAUUGAGAUUCGGCUCAUCAUCAACGGAAAUCUCGUGCACAACAUGAUCAUGCCCAAGCUGAAGCUCAUCACAUCCAAGAGUGACAUCUUUUUCGUGAGCACCGCACCGGAAUUUUUUCAAGUUCGGAAAGAGCGCAUUAAGGAAGACCGCAUGGAACGUGAUUCCAGCGUGUCACCUCCAUCAUCGCCGCACUGUGAGUCGACGGGUAGCACGGGCUCCAACGACGGUGCAAAGCCGCUGCGAGUGUACCGCAUAUCUUUCAGUUGCCUGACUGGCAAUUCACCCUGCGAGAGGCGGGUACCGACACCGUCUUUGCCGUCACCACAGCCCCUGCUUGCCACGCCGUCCUUUGGGUCGUCUUACCUGUCGCCCGACUUCCAGGAAGGAUCGCGACUGCGGCCGGACGUGCGUCCGAGCCGGAGCGCGACCGCGUCGCCCGUACCCCAAAUGCCGCUCCUGCUGCCCGGAUACCGAUCGGUGUCGCCCAGGCGCCCGGGACUCCACAAGGACCACACGCACUCCGCGAGCUCGGACUCGGGCCUGGGCAAGAGCGUCAGCUCUAGCCCUCCCCCCAGUCCGCACAACCACGACUAGCGCCAUGCCUCCAUGGGCUGCGCCACUCAUCCCUGCGUUCGAGACUCCUUGCUCGCCGGGGCCCGGGCGACAGACACGUCGGCCAAGCCGCCUCUUCGUCCUUUGUUCUUCCUUUCGACGAGACACUCGAUGUUUUCCGUUGACCUUACGCGCUUAACAAGGCGCGUGCUGAUUUGUACUCGACGCGAAGCGCCGAGAGGGGCCCACUUAGACUGCUCCCCGACACGUCUCGUUUGCGCCUGCUCAUCCGCGUGAGAGAAUAUGUGCUCGAAGGCAUUAGAAAAAGCUUGCUAGCAUAUUUUUGGCUACGUUUCACUUCGCUGAUAUAUUGUGUAAGAUCAUGUUUUCAUUUUCGUUGUGUGCCCUGAAGUUGUCUUCAAUGUGCGACACAUUCGCACCGUCUAAAAAAUAACAUAUAGAGCUUUUUGUUUCUUUUUUCUUCAACAUCUGUCAAACUGUAAGCAAACACUGUAGAUGUUCGGCCACAUAUUUUCAUCGCUCAAACAAAAGUCAUAGUGGUGCCGUCCUUUCCUACGUUCGCCCUCUUGAUAUGUGUCAUGGUAUUUCACAUCCGUACGCUCGCAUAUGAAUCACUGUCUGUGCUUUCAACUUUCGGUGACGUUCUGCGUACGUCACACUGUGGCCUCUCAAUACGUGAAUGACUGCCUAUUUUUAUUUUGCCUUAAGCAUCUCGCGGCAGCUUCUCGAAUAGCUGGUUCACUACCAGCCGCACUGGUUUGGGGAGCAGUUCACGUGAGUUCUCUUGGCGCUUCACUGGCGGGACGUCCGUGAGAGGCGUUCGGAAAAGCAGCGCUUCGAACCACUUUUUUGUUCGAAACUGUUUGUGUUUGUCUCGUGCUUAUACCCCACGUAAGCACGUAUACUCAGUGCAAACGGUGUAGUACGCCUCCUCCGAGAUUAGCUGCAGAAUUACCCCUUCACACAUUUCCUGGUUCCAUACGAGACGCUUAAGAUGGCCUUCGAAAACUUGACCGUGGGAGACUGAUGUUUUGGAAACCUAAAAUGUUUCAAAGGGGAAAAAGAAUGAAGUAAGUUUGGGUUUAAAUCGAUGGCCAUAUUUUGUGACAAACCUAUAGGCACACAUGGUUGCGUCAUGUUUAAUAAGAACUUGUCAAAAAAUGUCAAAAAAUAAUGAUGAAAUGUCCUUUAAUAUUGCGAAUUCCUUAGACUACGUCUGCUACCUGAAAAAAUAUGCGUUACUCUUAUGGACAUCCAAGUUGUACGGAUGGAACUGACGUCAACGUCUGUUCUCGCUUCUUAUGCUAGCCCGUAACUUCUGUGCCACUAAAGAUGCGUAACUUGUGCUGCUUUGCUCGCUGCAAAUCCGCAGAAUGGAUUUGUAUGAGCAACAAAGAGUAGGCGAGCAAGUUGAGUUUAAUGUUCAACUCAGGCGAUAGUUCGUUUUCCACUGCAAGCAGCACUUUAGCGUCAUGGUGUUUGUUUUUUUUCGGUGCCGUUUAGCAAGUGAUGCAGAAGCUGUGAUGGGUGUCGUAUCCCCCCGCCUCCUCCCUACCUUAUUUGUUAAAUAUGUACCAGCGUUCACAAAAUCCUUCCUUGCUUGUGAUCCGCCGUUGUUGUGUGACGUGCGCUUGCACCGUUACUUUCAUGCGUGCCGGCGCUGUCGCUGUUUUCCGCGCCGAUAUUGCUGCUAUCUCUACCACCUUUGUUGCUCGAUGUUAGAAGAACUGACGGGGAUGUUGUUGGAUUUCUGCUAGUUUGACUGAUUUGUCAUUGUGCCACUUCAUAACACGCUUUUUUUGUAAUGCGCUGGCAGGCAGUUUAAGUGUAUCAUUUCUUUCAAGAAGCUCACUUUCAUCUAAACACUGUGUUUUUUCGCAGUUUUAUUGUGGGAGCGGUACUCUAUAACCGCUUAAACAGAGAUGCCGCGGGAGUGUAUACACUGCCUUGUAUGUCUUGUAUAAGGUUGAACGGAUCUGCUUAGAUUUUACAUUUAUUCUUAAGAUCCAGACAUGAAAGUGUGCUUUCCGUUUCUUUGCACUUUUUUUCAUUUUUUUGUUUUCGUACUGCCUGUCAUUUUCUCUCGUCAGGAGUAAGGGGAGCAAAUUAUCGCUAUGCGCCAGCAAAGAAGCAAACAAAUGUGUGAAGAACAGUCGACAUCACGGUGGAUUCUGGGCUUGUUCUUGUGCGACACCCAAGUCUUGCUCAUCCUCAAAACGCUGAGGUGUCCGUGCAGGCUAGCUUCAGUCUAGGGCUGCCCAGUAAAGAGGCGGCGCCGCAGUACUCGGGAACCAAGCAGACGCCGAAAUGCGAGGACAAGGCGCCAAAUAUAUCGGGCUUCGUUUCGUUCUCGCGUUGGGGCCCCGUGCUGUCGAGGGGCAACACAAGCGGCCGGCCGGGCAAUAGCGGCACGCAACAUGUCAUUCUUGUCGUCUACGCUACACGCCUCUGUGCGGCGAAACCAAAGACAAAGAAAAGAACAAGUACACAACACCUGCUCAUACCCGUCAUGUGAGUUCAUCCAGUGUAUAAGCCUUACCUUUUCCAUAACAUACAUCAUAACCCAUCAGCAAUUAGCCCAAGACGCUAAAGAAACCUCUCCGGGUGUGUGAUGUGUGACACGACUGCCUUUCCUUCUGGCUUCACGCCACUCGCUGUAUCGACCAACAGUUUGACACGUUAUUUCGUUCACGCUCUAAGAAACUGUAAAGCUGUAUAUACACCGAGGACGUUAUGGCUGUAGAUUAGAAGAUUAAGCUGUCCUUGUUGUUUCCAGAGGAUCACAAAACGCGCCAGCAAUCGUUCACGAGUGGCCGGGCGUUUAAUUGUUGAAGCUUAAACUUCGCGUGACACGCUUCUGCUUGUAAACGCAAACAAAUAAAUGAAUUAAAAAAAGAAAGUUACAUCUCGUAACAGCUCUGCCAACCGAUUAGAGGUACAUGAUUACGACCUCAUUCGCGGGCAUUGGAGAGGCCCGACGUUAUAGUUUUGACGCUUAAUGACGGGUCUUGUUUGUCUUUCGUUGUCUGUGUGACAUAUACGAAUGUUUGAGCCACGGUUACAAGCGCCGGUGUUUAUGUGAGCUCUAUAAUCGUAGCUCUAACUGCGAUUUCAAAACUCGAAAAAGCGCAUACUUAUAGAGCUAACGCAUCUAUAUGUACCGUUUCGAUCUUCAAUCUCGUGAGUUUGGUCCUAAAUAGGGAACGCUCGCAAGCGUUGCAGUGCGUGCGCAAGACUCACUUUAACCUACGAGCACCCACGAUGGCAUCUUCAAGCGCAAAAUCUUGCCAAGACAUCUUUUCCUCUCGUUUAUAGCUUCCCGCCGUAUACUGGUUAAAAUUUAUGCACCCAGGGAGUUAAAUCCCUACCGUUUCAGCCAUUGCACACAUCGCAAAUUUUUCAAACUGCUGUCCCUGUUCUCAUUUGACGUCGCUAUUUUCCUGUGAGUGUAUUCCACACCAAAAGCCUGUUCAUGCUCAAGUGUGUAAACUGCGACAUUCGUGUAAGAUCAGGUAGCUUAGAACAUUUCUUACGUGCAGCUGUGUAAAACUGCGCGUCUACUGUAGCGCCCCCCAAGAAAGAGACCCGCGACCCGAGAUCCUCGAGCGUUAAGUACUCGCACGCUGAAAGACCAUUGGAACAACUGAUGGCGCCGUGUGGGUGUCCUCCGCCACCCUUUGUUCUGAUCUCGCGCUUGACAGAGAAAGAGAAGAAAAGGUUAGACUGAUUACAGACGCAUCCAUUGGGUCGCACAGCUGGCCCAACAAAGGGACAUCGGAAUCAUUCUACAGGUGCUGUAGGAGGGAGAAGGCAAAACAAAUUCGCGCAAAGAGCGCCCGAGCUUAGCGAUGCUCCCACGCAAUGCGGAGGGCGAGUACUGGGCUCGACAAAACUUGUGGACUUAAGGAUGAGUGUACAGUUUGUACAACGUUUUAAUAUAUUUGUAAAACAUUGCACACGUUUUUUGUACAGCGAGGACAAACCAUCGCCACGGUAGCUUUCGGCUCUUUAGUGAUGUAGAGCUCGCGGGCGCGCACAGUCGGCGACGCGAAGCUACUUGCCGCGACGGGGCAGCACUCUGACCGCGGGAUGCCGCGCUGGCACCCCUCCUUUUUUUUGUUUCCGUUUCUUUCCCCGUGGGUAACGCGGAGAAAAAAAAAACAUUGUGCGUACAAAUGAGUGCUUAUUUAUUUUUGUAUGCGUGAUGCAUGUAAAUACACUCUCGAUACCACAAAUGGGCGCAUAUUGUGUUUUAGUUUGGACUCUGGUCAAAUUUGGGAAAUGGGAGGGGGAAAAAAUGAGGAGAAGAUUUUUAAAGAGUACGAUUGACAGCGAAGGUGGUGGGCGAAUAUUUUGGCGCAGUAAAAGAAAAAAAGUAUUUCUUAGUUGUUGUUGUUGUUAUUUUCUUUUCUCCCAACUCCUUGUUCUUGUUGUUUCGAGUGUUCACGUUUCUGUUGCUGUCUCGAAUGUGCGGUACAAGCCUUGAGAGUACAAUUUUUUCGAGUGAUUAACUCCAUCACCACCGCCCCGCAACACGUCGUUGUUGGUUCCAAGCAGCCUCUUCUCCGUGUAGCCAUUAAAUAUAACGCGUACACAGGGUGUCUCUCUUUUUUUUUUUUUUUUUGGUUGCACGAAAAUAUUAAUAAGCUUGUGCUUUCUAUUCGCACAUUUAUCCACGGCACACACUUUAUGAUUUGUGUGACCAUUCCCUGAUAAAGUUACGAGACGUAGUAAGACGUCUUAGUGAACUUGUUUGAAAAGCUGCAGUGCAACCAAAAUGAAGAUCUGUAUGUAUAUAUAUAUAGCAGAUGUAUGUAUAUCGUAUACUCGCCACAUUAAGAGAGCGUCUAUUAGCGCGCUUAUCUUGUCUUUCCUCUCCCAUGAACGUGCGUCCGCGGAUCAUCUCCAAAACCAAAAAGCAUUAUUUUGCUGUCAUGAAUGAAAAACGUUUUGUGCUGUAUUAUAAAGACCUAUGUGUAAUAUCAGCAAUAUAAGUGGAUUUUCGCGGAACUCUCUGCGUUGUCUCGGGCACUAGUUCGUGACUGAGUGAUCGUUCAUCAAUGCACUUUGGUGUUUAACUGACUUGUUUUUAGUUUUGCGUGUUCGUGUUUCAUGUUCUUCUCUUCAGUCGCUGUCAACGUCUAAGAACAGCAACAAAAAAUGGCACUGUUUCAAGGAAAGGAGAUCUAGGCCAACUCAAACAUGAGAACUCGAGAAAAGAGAACUGUGCCGUGUGAAGCCAUAUACACAGUCUCUGAUUACAUUUUUUUUAAUGGUCGAGUUUUCUUAUAAGUGACACGGAUCGAGCCGCCCUUACAUUUUGGCAUGCAUGUUAAGCAGUCAUGGAGGCACACUCGGCUAUUGAAUCAAACAUCUGUACCACUGUGGUGCGGGCAGCUUGCGAGACGUUAGAGCCCUUUUGUGGUUUGUUUUUAUGGUUCACACCACUCAGCCUUCAAGCAAGAACGCAUUCGUGCAUGUGCGCUCCGCUUUGAUACUCGUCGACUGGCGAAGUGAAAUGCUGAGAAGCGUCCUGCGGCAUAGUUCCGCUUAUAAUUUUGAGUUAAACGCUUAAGUACGAACUGAAUGCAGUGCGACUUGGAGGUCAAACGACUAAUCUGUGAACUGAGUAAGGCAUAAAAGCGCUCAGCUAAAACGUCCUAUGAACGUCCGCCGGAACAUGUUGGGACGCUCAUAGCGAGUUCCGUUGUGAACCUGGAAUAAGAAACAACCGCUGCUGGCGCGCUCAAAAAAAGAAAGAGAGAGAGAGAGAGAGAGAAACCGUUGGUCGCGCUGCGUCUAGCAUGCGUCUAGCCCAGAAACAGUUCGCCAGAGCACGUCUCCGUAUUCAUCUUGGUCACAGAUUCAGUCGCUUAGGCAACAGAUAAAGCCACGCGUGCUGACACCUUAGGACGAAUUUUGUCGCCACACAACGUGACAUAGCUUCGUGGUACAGGCUCGCCAACGUCAGUGAUCAGUCGCCUUGGUAAUAUUCGGAUUUCAAUAACCCCAUGGUCCUCAUUUUUAUUGCUGGACUACGACUCUAAGAGAACGAGGAAAAAUUAGAAAAAUCAUCAUUAGGCGAGCAAAGAACUGUUCGGUACACAUUUGCAAAUGAAGUGACUGGCACACAGUGUUACAAUAAGUACACAGGCGUUUCAGACUAAAAUUGACAUGGAAGUAAUUCUAUCUGGCUUCGCAAAUGCUGCAACCUUAUUUGUUAAUCCUGUGCGGCACCGCAACGCUUGCGCAUGCGCGUUCUCCCUACAUGCAAAAAGUAAUGGUUGUUGGCGGGUGUGUAAGCAAAAAAGAAAAGAAAAGCUGUUCUUAGAACGACGUUAUAAUCUAUUUCCUCUAAAUAAGUAUUGCAACAGUUAAUCGCCACUUAAUUCAAGUGACGAUUAUCAAGUAAAAAUCUAAAACCUGUAGAAAACGAAAGUGCAUUGACUUAGUUUCUACAUUAUCUACAUCGCACUAAGUGUUGGAAUCUUGACGGCAAGGGUAAAACUUGCUCAAUAUGAAACUUCUGCUUCUAUUAAAGGAAUCUUAUUGUUGCAGUUCAAUUCAUUUUCCUUUGGGCAUUGUUCAAAUGACCGGAAUGCUAUCGGGAAAAAAACUUUUCAGGCACGUAGGAGUUGACGAAGGCAAGAAUUGGCCUAGGGUAGUGGCCGAAAUAUGGGAGUGGCUGCUUCUCGCGGUUUUGCUUCAGAUAUGACGUUGACCAUGUUCCCACUAUAUCGUUCCGAGCAUUUGUGCAUUAUCAAAAAUCUGCACCUCCCAAGCUUUGUCACCCUUAUCUGGUAUAUGUACAUACGUAUCAGUGUUUUCAUGAUCUUUAUGUUCAUGUUGAUUUGUUAGUGUUUCAAGAAUAAAUUAAUAAAAGCUAUGUUUUGCACAAUA
Dermacentor silvarum is the source of this 11771-nucleotide messenger RNA. Its product is annotated as GTPase-activating Rap/Ran-GAP domain-like protein 3. Gene Ontology annotation, cellular component: cytoplasm. Lineage: Eukaryota; Metazoa; Arthropoda; Arachnida; Ixodida; Ixodidae. Gene Ontology annotation, biological process: activation of GTPase activity; regulation of small GTPase mediated signal transduction. The transcript is spliced from 27 exons. The coding region runs from base 1851 to 4892 and encodes 1013 amino acids. Gene Ontology annotation, molecular function: GTPase activator activity. The record is from RefSeq and is a predicted model, not a curated record.